This is a messenger RNA of Phodopus roborovskii (desert hamster), 2696 nucleotides long. RefSeq names its product presenilin 1 (gene Psen1). The transcript has 12 exons. The coding region runs from base 283 to 1686 and encodes 467 amino acids. Gene Ontology annotation, molecular function: beta-catenin binding; aspartic endopeptidase activity, intramembrane cleaving; cadherin binding. Gene Ontology annotation, biological process: amyloid precursor protein catabolic process; intracellular signal transduction; amyloid-beta metabolic process. The record is from RefSeq and is a predicted model, not a curated record. NCBI's taxonomy places the organism in Eukaryota, Metazoa, Chordata, Mammalia, Rodentia, Cricetidae. Gene Ontology annotation, cellular component: mitochondrial inner membrane; perinuclear region of cytoplasm; membrane raft.
CGCGGAGGCCGGAAAUUACGACACCGAUGAGGCCUCUAGGGCGGGGCCUAGGACGACCUGCUCUGUGGGCCCCGAGUUCUCGUCGGAAACAAAACAGCGGCUUCUAAGACGGAAACGUGGCCUGCGAGCCGGCUUCCUGAGCGCAGAGAGAGAAGGAACCAGCCAACACGUGACAACAGCCUGGAGGUCCUUAGACAGCUCGGCCUGGAGGAGAACACAUGAGAAAAAGAGUCCCAAGAGGCUGCAUUUCCUUGGAAAGGGCGUGUCUGUACAGUUGCUCCAAUGACAGAGAUACCUGCACCCUUGUCCUACUUCCAGAAUGCCCAGAUGUCUGAGGACAGCCACUCCAGCAGCACCGUCCGUAGCCAGAAUGACAUUCAGGAACGGCAACAGCACCAUGACAGGCAGAGACUUGACAACCCUGAGCCCAUAUCUAAUGGUCGACCCCAGAAUCACUCACGGCAGAUGGUGGAACAAGAUGAGGAAGAAGAUGAAGAGCUGACAUUGAAAUAUGGAGCCAAGCAUGUCAUCAUGCUCUUUGUUCCCGUGACCCUCUGCAUGGUGGUAGUCGUGGCAACCAUCAAAUCAGUCAGCUUCUAUACCCGGAAAGAUGGACAGCUAAUCUAUACCCCAUUCACAGAAGACACUGAAACUGUAGGCCAAAGAGCCCUGCACUCGAUUCUGAAUGCUGCCAUCAUGAUCAGUGUCAUCGUUGUCAUGACCAUCCUCCUGGUGGUUCUUUAUAAAUACAGGUGCUACAAGGUCAUCCAUGCCUGGCUUAUUGUUUCAUCUCUGUUGUUGCUGUUCUUUUUUUCAUUCAUUUACUUGGGGGAAGUGUUUAAGACAUACAAUGUUGCUGUGGACUACAUUACCGUGGCACUCCUGAUCUGGAACUUCGGUGUGGUGGGGAUGAUUGCCAUCCACUGGAAAGGCCCACUGCGACUGCAGCAAGCGUACCUCAUCAUGAUCAGUGCCCUGAUGGCCCUGGUCUUCAUCAAGUACCUCCCUGAGUGGACCGCAUGGCUCAUCCUGGCUGUGAUUUCAGUAUAUGAUUUGGUGGCUGUUUUGUGUCCCAAAGGUCCACUUCGUAUGCUGGUUGAAACAGCUCAGGAAAGAAAUGAAACUCUCUUUCCAGCGCUGAUCUAUUCCUCAACAAUGGUGUGGUUGGUGAAUAUGGCUGAAGGAGACCCAGAAGCCCAAAGAAGGGUACCCCAAAACCCCAAGUAUAACACACAAAGAGCAGAAAGGGAGACACAGGACUCUAGUCCUGGGAACGAUGAUGGUGGCUUCAGUGAGGAAUGGGAAGCCCAAAGGGACAGUCACCUGGGGCCUCAUCGCUCCACUCCUGAGUCAAGAGCUGCUGUCCAGGAACUUUCCAGCAGUAUCCUAACCAAUGAAGACCCGGAGGAAAGGGGCGUAAAACUCGGAUUGGGAGAUUUCAUUUUCUACAGUGUUCUGGUUGGUAAAGCCUCAGCAACCGCCAGUGGAGACUGGAACACAACCAUAGCCUGCUUUGUAGCCAUAUUAAUUGGCCUGUGCCUUACGUUACUUCUACUCGCCAUCUUCAAGAAGGCGCUGCCGGCUCUUCCCAUCUCCAUCACCUUUGGGCUGGUUUUCUACUUUGCCACAGAUUAUCUUGUGCAGCCCUUUAUGGACCAGCUUGCAUUCCAUCAAUUUUAUAUCUAACAUAUCUGCAGUUAGAACCCAUGGAUAUUUCUUCUUUGAUUAUUAAAUGCGUGAGGAGGACACAGGUGACUUUCCCAUGUCCUCAUCUAACGAAGUCAAGACUCUAGCUGGACUUUGGCAGCUUCCUUCCAAGUUGCCCUGGGCCCCUGCACUCUUGGACUUUGGAAGGAGGUGUCUACAGAAAACGGUUUCCGACUUUCAUCAUUGCAGUGGACAGAUGUCCCCCAGUGCAGAAACUACCAGAUUUGAGAGACAAGGACAAGAAAACAUGCUGGGUCAAGAAGUUGUGCUCUGCCUGUAACGCUUGGAUUGGAGAUCUUGCCAACACUAGGAACUCUCAAGAGGCUAAAUGAAGUGGCAUGACCCAAACAGCACUUGCACCUUCCACACCGUGCUGGAAAUAAAGCAUGCACUAGCUGAAUCCUGCGCUGUCCAGGGGUUCUCUGAGGAGGUGGCCCUGGGCCCCGCCUCACCCUUAGGCUCGUUUGCUGCCCACUUGCAAGUUUUAAAUAAGGACACCACCCUCAUACAGACCCCGCUCCCGUCACAUCCAUGGCUCUUGACCAUUUUUGUUCUCAAGCACUGACACUGUUACCAUCUGUGGUUGCCAUUUCUUCCCAAGGCCAGUCUGAACGUGUGGGAUUGCUUUAUCCUGAGAGUCAUAACCUCAGGUUCCAAAGUUUAUAAUUUCUAGGAAUGAUGGAACUAUUGCUCAACAGUCCCCUGUGAGCCUUAAGCAAGUUCUGGGUUUCCACAAUCUCCUCGUUUUCAGACAUACUCGCAAGCUUACUUUCGCCCCAGAUGCUUCCUCUCCCUGCCCUUUCCUUAUCCUCACAGCAGUUCUCUUUGACAGCAGAUAAGGCAGCUCUGGGAGGUAGCAAGUGACCCUGGUAAUGCAGGGUCUCAGCCUCAUAGGAUGCAAAUACUGUGUCAACUCAGUGCUGCCGCCUAGCUGUCGGGGGCAAAUAGGAUGUGUGCCCAAAGAAUUAAAGUGAAAAGUGGCUGGUGAA